GGAAGAGAAAAUGGUGUGGAUGGUAUUGGAGGAGGAGGAGGAGGAGGAGGAGGAGGAUGUGGAGGAGGAAGAGGAGGAGGAAAAUAAAGAUGAAGAGGAGGAACUCAUCGAUACCAUGGCAGAGGAGCAGCCAGUGGUGGUGGCGGAGUGUAUUGAGAUGAAGGACGCGUACACAGGGAUCGUCGAAUAUUUUAUAGAAGCUGCAGAAGAGGAAUCUUCUGGCCAGGAGGAGUAUGAAUACUAUGAAUCUUCAGACUCUGAAGCCACUGAGUCAUCUGAGAGCCCAGUGGAUGAAGAGAGCUUAAUCUGGCUGCUCUACCUCCUGUAGGAAUGAGACCCCUUGGUGGAGAUUGUGAUGA
This is a messenger RNA of Erinaceus europaeus (western European hedgehog), 359 nucleotides long. Its product is annotated as gem-associated protein 2-like. The record is from RefSeq and is a predicted model, not a curated record. Lineage: Eukaryota; Metazoa; Chordata; Mammalia; Eulipotyphla; Erinaceidae. The coding region runs from base 11 to 328 and encodes 105 amino acids. The transcript is spliced from 3 exons.